Molecule: messenger RNA, 3728 nt
Organism: Serinus canaria (Common canary)
Lineage: Eukaryota; Metazoa; Chordata; Aves; Passeriformes; Fringillidae
Product: TLC domain-containing protein 5-like
Exons: 3
Coding region: 25-1023 (332 amino acids)
Cellular component (GO): membrane
Source: RefSeq, a predicted model, not a curated record
AGGGAUGUGCACCCCUUCCCAGGGAUGUGCGGGUUCCCAGGGCUGUGUGCCCCUUCCCAGGGAUGUGCGGGUUCCCAGGGAUGUGCGCCCCUUCCAGGGAUGCUCUGCGGGGCCGCGGCUCGCAUUUCCUGCCAUCCUGCCGCCCCUAUUCCCUCCUCCCGUCCCUCCUCCUCCUCCCCAUCCCCAUCCCUGCCGUCCCUCCUCCCGGCCGCCAGGCGCCCCUCGGCCGCCGCCGCUCGCUCCGGGAUCCGGGGCGGCUCCGGCAGCGCGGCCCGGCAGGACAGGAUGCUGUUCCCGCUGCCCCUGCGUGCAGCCUGCAGCCUGCUGGCCUGGUUCUGCCUCUACAAGUGGUUCUGCCACCGCUACCGACACCGGAACCUGGAGUGGAGCUGCAGGCUGGUCACCCUGACCCACGGCAUCCUGGCCACCUGUCUGUCUGCUUACAUCGGCUUCAUUGACGGCCCCUGGCCCCUGAGCCACCCGGGGUCACCCAACACAACCCUUCAGGUGCACGGGCUGUGCCUCAGCUUGGGCUACUUCAUCUUCGACCUGUGUUGGUGCGUGUACUUCCAGACCGAGGGUGCCCUGAUGCUGGCCCACCACCUGGUCAGCAUCGUGGGCAUCGCCACCUCCCUGGCCCUGGGCGAGUCGGGCGCCGACGUCAACGCCGUCAUCUUUGGCAGCGAGAUCACCAACCCCCUGCUGCAGGCCCGCUGGUUCCUCAAGGAGCUGGGUCGUUACCACACCUUCACGGGCGACCUGGUGGAUUUCCUCUUCGUGGUGCUCUUCACGGGCGUGCGCAUCGGCGUGGGGGCCUGGCUGAUGUACUGCGAGCUGGCCUCGCCCAGGCCCCGCUGGUUCAUCAAGCUGGGAGGGGUCGUCAUGUACGUGGUGUCCUGGGUCUUCAUGCUCAGCAUCUGCCGCUUCGCCCGCAGGAAGAGCAUCAGGAAGUACCAGGCCUGGAGGAGCCGCAGGAGCCGCGAGCUGGGCUGGAAAACCAACGGGCACCUCAAAGGCCACUGAGUGGAGGCUGAGCAGGGAGUUCCUCAAGCUCACGGGCUGGCAAGGAGGGGGAUCGUGCCUGAAACGCCGCUGGUGGGAGAGGAGCCAACGCACGUUCGCAGCUCUGGAGGCAAAUUUAUCCCUGGCCUAACUCCACUGAAAUCCAUGGAGCUAUGCCAUGGAUUCACUGGGUCUGCAGAGCCUGCCUGGCAGAGGCUGGCACGGUGUGCCCAGCCUGGACGAGCAGGGGAAGAAGGGCUAAUUUAUAGACUAGACAGGACUAGUCCAGCAGUGCAGGUGUGAAUAGUGAUGUGUGUAGCCAGCUCCUUCAGGAUCCUGGAAGAGAGGAGGAGGUGUAAGCUAGGUCUCCGUGUCCUGUGCAGUCCAGGCAGCUCAGAGUGACUCUCCAUGCUGCUAGGAAGAAGUGUUCUAGUCUUGCAUCCAAGCUGGGAUUGCUGGCUCUCCCACCACCUCCUUGUGUGACCCUGGGCAAGUCUCACAGCUGGAACUCUGUGCCUCAUUCCCCCUGUGUGGCUUGGGGGAGAUGGAGCUGCUCCAUCUGUUAUGCACUUUCAGCUUUUUACUCGAGAGGUGCUAUAUGAAAAAAGUGAUGGUUGUUAUCUGCACCUGGCUCAUCAUUCCUGUGCUUCCCUUGGGAGAAACGACUUUGGUGGUCGAGCUAGAGCGAGACUCUAGAAAAAUCCGUAUUGUAAGUAGGUUGUUGUUUCCUACCCUUAAUAACUCCUUUCAAUAACUUACUCAUUAACAUAUUGAUAACUUAUUUUCUGUAGUGUCCAGAAGCUAGUUCUAAUCAGCACUGCCUAAUUCCAGGACUAGGUGCUCUGUGAAUACACCCAAAACCACAGACCCAGAAGGAAAAACUUUUCCUGAUUUUCCCUCUUCUUCCCUGACUGUUAAAACUCCCCUACAAGCACUGCUUUUAUUUUGAGAAGCCCCAUCAGGGCUUGCCAGUCAGGUUUUUUCUUGCUGAUGAGCCAAGCCACGAUUUUGUCUCCAGAACCCCAAAAUUCCCUCUGCUGUGCCCCAAAUCCAAACUGGGAUUUCUGGAUGCCCAGAAUCUGCCCUGUGGAAGCCACAGACUGACCUUGGCUCUCCUUCAUCUGAUCUGAUGCCUUGACCCCUGGGCUUUGAUUUCCCUCUGAGUGGGUCUGAGUCACUUUAUAAAAGGGAACAUUUAAAGGGUCAGAGAGAUUUAUUUUACAGCCCAGUAAUUAAAGAAACAAGAGGCCCAGAAUCUGUUUUUUUUAAAGCCAAAAUAAACCUGACUGGGAGAAAAAUAAGCAAUACUCAUCCAGUCCCAUUUGUAGGGAAAAGCCAUGCCCAGCUGGCAGCUUCUGGAGUUUAUUUCAUUGCAUGUCCUUGAGCUGCUCCUUUGUUUUUGCUGUGAUUUGAGCUUUUCCUUUGAGCCUCCAGUGCAGCUCAGGUGCCCCCUUUUGCUUGAGCCUUGCUUGCUGCAGCCAAAGUCCUGAAGAAGCCCCAAAAAAACCCCUUCAGGUGAGCAGAGCCAACUGAUGAGCUGGUCCUGGAGAGGAAACUUGACUCAUCCAGCACUCUCAAGCCUUGAAAGGAGACCAGAAGGGCUGGUUGGGGCUUGCUGGUUCUUUUCCCCAGCUCUGCUGCUCUGUUGAGCACAUCCAGGAGCCUUUUUGCCUCAACUUAACCCACUUUGGGAAGUGGGUCCAGUCUUACCUACCUCAUAGGGUGUUUCCUGUUAGCACCAAGCCACCUUGGAUGGAUUCUGGGUGGUUUGUGUCAGGCUGUGCUGGAUAAAAGUUGCUUUGAGUGCAGCACUUCCUGCUGUGAGCCAUCAGCAGCGCUUUGUCACCUGAGCUGGGCACUCCCCAACGUCCCCAAAGCAGCAGUGAGGUGCUCUGCAAAGGGCAGGAGUCACAGGGAGUGAGAUGGACGUGCUGAUAAAGCUCAGCUGCAUCCUCCCAGCCAGCCCCAGGGCUCUGCUGGCUUUGCCCUGGGCAGCAUUGCAGGAAUCUGGAGCCAAAAGAGUCUCAGCCACUGGCCUGAGCAGGGAGUGAGGGCUUGCAGCAGCAGCUCCUGCAGAAAUGCAGGUGAAAACAGGUCCUGGAGGUGCAAACAGGCUGGUCCUUGCUGGGGAGCUGCUGAGCUGCCACCGUGAAGAGUUCCCAGAGCAGCCCUGGGGGUUUGGGCUCGGAGCUUUGUGAGGGUUGGGGUGCAGCUUUAUGGGGUUCCAGCCCUUACCUGCCCAGGUGGGUGAGGAUGGCAGAGACUGCAGUGUCUGUGAAUCACCUGUUUGAAGAGAUUUUGAAAUAGAAUGGGUUGAGUUUGGGAAACCAGGAAAGGUUUCCCUCCUUUUCUGAACAGGGGGGAAACUGGGUUGGAAGAAGGAGAGCUCAGCUCUGAGGCUUUAGAAAGCAAACAAGAAAACAAAAGGGCAAUUAGAAAUGGCUUUAUGAGGCAGAGCAAGGCCUCACAGGCCAUUUAGUGGGCUCCAGCACAGAAUCACAGCCCCAAAAGUACAAAUUCCAAGCUGUGGAGCACAGGGUGGGACCUGUCCUCAGGCUAGUCCAUAGUGGCUAGAGCAAACUGUGAGAGCAAACUGCAGAACUAGUGUGAAAUAAUAACUUGUGUCUGAAUUACUGUGUAAUAGCAACUAAUGUUCCACCAGUGAAUGGUGUAGAGGCUUUGUACUAUGUUUUAUACAAAUAAAGAUUAUUUAAUUAUAUGAGGAA